GCGGCAGGUGGCGAAGGGUCCCAGGGAACAGAGGGGCCUGACGAGACUCACUGACGACAGCACACCGCCGGAGGUGCUGUGGGGAAGGUUCCAGCCCGGCACUGACAUCCCAAGGCUGCCUGAGGAGCCGUCGAGGGACCCGGCCACCAGCAUGCGCUGGCCCCGCUCGCUGCGGUAUGACCUGAGCCUGGUGCUGGCCCUAGGCGCCGUCAUCACGCUGGUGCUCCUCAGCCUGCACGCGGGGCCCAUGGCCUCCCUGGAGACGGAGCGACGGCAGGGCGCACCCGAGACCUCUGAGGCCCCUGGGGCCCCCGCUGAGCCCCCCGCGCGCCCCGCGCCCGCCCCGUGCCUCCCCAACACCUCGCUGGCCGCGCACCCGGACUUCGCGACGCAGCCCGCGCACGUGCGCGACUUCCUGCUGUACAGACACUGCCGCGACUUCCCCACGCUGCAGGAGCCGCCCGCCGCCAAGUGCGCGCCGCCCGUGUUCCUGCUGCUCGCCAUCAAGUCCUCGCCCGCCAACUACGAGCGCAGGGAUAUCGUGCGGCGCACGUGGGGCCAGGAGCGGCAGGUGCAGGGCGCCACGCUGCGUCGCCUGUUCCUGGUAGGCACUGCCGCCGACCCGCACGAGGCCACCAAGGUCAACCGGCUGCUGGCACUGGAGGCAAGGGAGCACAGGGACAUCCUGCAGUGGGAUUUCCAUGACUCCUUCUUCAACCUCACGCUGAAGCAGGUGCUCUUCCUGGAGUGGCAGAAGACCCGGUGCCCCAACGCCAGCUUCCUGCUCAACGGGGACGACGACGUCUUCGCGCACACGGACAACAUGGUCACCUUCCUGCGCGGCCUCGACCCCGAGCGGCACCUGUUCGUGGGGCACCUGAUCCAGGGCGUGGGCCCCAUUCGCGUGCCCUGGAGCAAGUACUUCGUGCCGCGGCUGGUGACCCCCGACGAGCACUACCCGCCCUACUGCGGGGGCGGCGGCUUCCUGCUGUCGCGCUUCACGGCGCGCGCAUUGCAGCGCGCGGCGCCCGCCCUCGACCUGCUGCCCAUCGACGACGUCUUCCUGGGCCAGUGCCUGCGCCACCAGGGCCUGCGCCCCGCCUCGCACAGCGGGGUGCGCACGGCCGGCCUGCGCGCGCCCUCCGCCCGCCUGUCCUCCUUCGACCCCUGCUACUACCGCGAGCUGCUGCUGGUGCACCGCUUCCUGCCCUACGAGACGCUGCUCAUGUGGAACGCGCUCGGCCAGCCCGACCUGGCCUGCGGCCGCCGGACUCAGGUCUACUGAGGCAGCCUCCUGUUCACAUGCAAAGGGACACCACCUUCCUGCCAGGAAGCUGAGGCCUUGGCCUUCCUACGUGAGCUGAGGCGAGGGUGUGCUAAGGAGAGCUCGAUGUGUGAAGACACUGCUGGUCAACUCCUAUGCAUCCUUCAAAACCCACUUGAUGCUGCCCACACUGUGCUCUCUAGGCUGCAGGGACCUCAGCAAAUGUCACCAACUCCUUUUUGUGGUGGGGAAUGACAAGAGGCACCUCUGCUAGGGCUCCGGCUGGGGGUGGGUCCAGCCCAUUUGGAGGACAGCAUCACCUCGCAGCACCAAGCCAGCACUCGGGCUGGACCCUAAGCCACUUCCUGGAAUUGAGGCUGAGUCACCGCUGCAGUUCAAGGCCAGCCAGGACCACUAGAUUCACAGGAGGCUGAAGUGAGGGGUAUUCAGAGCCAGGAGAGAGGGGCCCCAAGGCCUCGGGUGACAAGGACCGGGAUCCGACACCCAUCCCCACGUGAGGGGCAGAGGGUCCUGCUGGCAGGCAGAUAGAGGAGGGCGGAGGCUGUGGAUAAGGUGGGUGCUCAGGGCCUCUGGGGUCCCCAGCAGAGCUCUGUCCCACACCUGGGUCCUCAGGACACCAGGGAAGAGCACUGGGCCAGAGGGGUCUCCAGCAGCCCCCUCCAUGAGGACCUGGGGUCAGCAGGGCUCUGGGGCCCUGGCUCACAGGCAUUGUGGAGGUUUGGGAUGGGUUGGACACAAGUUCUCAGGGAAUAAAACCAUUUGUGCAAGCCUGGA
This is a messenger RNA of Chinchilla lanigera (long-tailed chinchilla), 2059 nucleotides long. It is a transcript of the gene B3gnt3, whose product is annotated as UDP-GlcNAc:betaGal beta-1,3-N-acetylglucosaminyltransferase 3. The record is from RefSeq and is a predicted model, not a curated record. Gene Ontology annotation, molecular function: N-acetyllactosaminide beta-1,3-N-acetylglucosaminyltransferase activity. Lineage: Eukaryota; Metazoa; Chordata; Mammalia; Rodentia; Chinchillidae. Gene Ontology annotation, cellular component: membrane.